GAAACUACAAACAUCCAAAAGAAUGGACGAUUGACACGCGAUCAAAGUCACCAAAGCCAACCACAAUUAUUCCGUUUGGAGAUUUUUGUAAUUAAUCUCGUCGAUCUUGCCAAGCCGCCUGCUCCUUCUACAUAUCGAAUAAGAAACAAUGGUACAACCCCGCUUUUUGUCAAAAUCAAGAUAUGUCGCACAAGCUGCCAUUCAAUCAAGGAGUUUCAGUAUUUCUUAUCCCACCAGAGCUUCCCAAUUAUCCGUCGCGAAAUUACUUGGAACAUCUCCUGAGAAUGUAGAUGAGGUUAAAGUCAAUGUCAAUGGUUUCAUUCGUUCAAUUAGGAACCAAAAAAAGAUAUCGUUUGCUUCAAUUGGCGACGGCUCAAGUGUGCAACCGUUACAAGCUCUUCUUACUCCACAACAAGCUGAAAGACUUUCGACGGGUACAGCUGUCCGCCUGACUGGAUAUUGGAAACCUUCCCCCAAUCAGAAGGCACAAAGCAAUGAAUUGCAUGUGCUUGAAGUAAAUGUUUUAGGUGCCGCGGAUCCCGCCACAUUUCCGCUACAGAACAAAUACCAUACGCCUGAAUACCUCCGCACCAUUCCUCAUUUGCGGACCCGAACGCCCUUCAAUUCAGCAUUACUUCGAUUCCGAUCGCAAAGCAUAGCUUCUCUGACACAAUUCUUUACCGAACAGGAUUAUGUCCAAACACAUCCUCCUAUAAUUACAUCUUCGGAUUGUGAAGGCGCGGGGGAAGUCUUCGAAGUGGGCAGCGCGCACAAAGGACCAGUCGGGAAAGCUGAUGAUGGAACAUUCUUCAGAUCGCCAAAAUACUUGACUGUUUCGAGUCAACUACACUUGGAGGCGUUGGCCCAAUCAGUAGGAAGGGUAUGGGCAUUAUCUCCUACAUUUCGAGCCGAGAAAAGUGAUACGCCAAGGCAUUUGAGCGAGUUCUACAUGUUAGAAGCAGAGUGCAGUUUCGUGGAAAAAAUGGAUGAAGUUAUGGAUCUUGUGGAAAACAUGCUCAGACAUUUGACAACGAACCUAUAUUCUACUCAAGUAGGAAGAGAAAUACUAGAAUCAAAGCGAAGCGGAGAUGAGGAGAAAGAUACAAUAAACAGAAGACAUGAAUUGACACGAAGAUGGGAAGGUAUGAUAAGGGGGCCUUGGCCGCGGAUCACUUAUGCGCAAGCAAUCGAAGAACUUGAAAAUAGUGGCCAAACGUUCGAAUAUCCUCCUGUCUGGGGUUCAGGUCUUCAAGCUGAACACGAGCGAUAUAUCGCCAAUAAGGUCGGACUAGGAUCGCCUGUUUUCGUAACAGACUAUCCAAAAAGUAUCAAACCAUUUUAUAUGCUACCUUCAGAAAGCUCGCGUGUAGGGGGGACUCUGGAGACUGUCCAGUGCUUUGAUCUUCUAGUUCCGGAGGCAUGUGAGAUUGUAGGUGGAUCUAUGCGUGAGUAUAGAUUGCCAGAGCUCAUCUCUGCAAUGCGAGCGAAUGGGAUGGUACGAGGUGAUGCAGGGGAAGAAGAACUUGGUUCCUUGAAAUGGUACACAGAACUGAGGCGCUGGGGAAGCGUACCUCAUGGAGGAUUUGGCUUGGGAUUCGAUAGGUUGCUGGGGUAUCUUUCUGGUGUACAAAAUAUCAGAGAGAUAGUUGCAUUUCCAAGGUGGGUCGGGAGAUGCGAUUGCUGAAAUGAACACACAUGGCGCCUAGUGGUUUCGAGGCGAGAGACAGCAAACCUAAGAUCCCUUUGCCAUGAGGCUCUCUUAGGGAAGUCCGAUUGCCCCGAUCAUAGUGGGUAUUAUGAGAAUAGAAGGGGUUAUGACAUGGAAUCACUAAUUCAUGCAGCGACACUCUCUUGACAAUAGGAAAAUGCCUCGCUGUAGGCAAUCCGAGACGCAAGAACCAUCACAAUUCAAUGCAUCUUUUCACUUAAUCCAAUACACUAUAGUGACGGUGCCAUUCCCGGAUGAUACUUGCCUGCAUCAAUCUCAGCAUGAUCGUUACAAGUUGACUUCGCCUUCUUACGAAAUUUUACAUGACGUUGUUUGCUCACCGCCAUCCUAUCCACUGCCUAGCCUUCAACCAACCAUCAACCGCUCUUUUUAAUUCUCGAAUUAAAACCAUUGGAAGCGCAUGAGUAAGAUUUCAAAUUAGAGUCCUCCCCACAUAAUUGGAAAUUCACCGCAAAUCUUCACCAAAACCAUGAUGGCGAACUUGUGCCCCCAAAAUGCAACAGCUUAAUUCCUGGUGGUCAUAUACGAAUCUUCAACAGCUUUCAUUCUGAUUUUAGCCCCAUUCGCGUGUGCAUGCCCCUGGCCCCCAGCUUGAGCUUUCGGCGGGCAACGAAAUUGAUGUUUGAUUAUAUAUUCACAGGUCAUUGAAAUUUGAGAAAUCGGUUGCAAAAGUAAGGUGGCGCUCUCAUUUCAAAGUAUAGUAGGUGUCCGCAUAAAGUUUUUGAGCUGAGUAUAGAAGACGUUUCAAGUUUAAAUUUAUACUUAACCGGGCGGGACGGGUGGAUCAAUCUGGCCGGGUUCUCUGUACCCGGUAGUUUACAGCGGAAGGCCCCCAGAAGUAAAGAUUCGUUUUGAUAUUUAGGGUUUAUUCACUGAAUAUUAAUAUUUCUGUUGUUUUAUUAUUAUCUUCGCAUUCAGCACACUUCGUUAUCCUUAUGCCAGCAAUGGAAGCAAUAAAUAAUCCGAGAGUUGAGAAGGGCGUGGCUGUUUUGUUUGAAGUAUGUAGCACUGCAUUCACAACUGUUGGUGACUGUGUACUGCAAGAGUACCAUCUAACAUAUCGUCACAUCGAGGGAAAAACUCUGCCUCAAUUUAUGAUCACCGAUACCUCGAAUUUAAGAUACAGAUUCGCCAAACAACAAAUAUCACGCCGGUAAAUGCGAUGAAGCUUACUGUCCAAUCACCAAGACUAUCUAGGUAGAUGUUGAGAUAAUGGAAUCUCGGAAAUCCAAACAAAUGCCAACAACACGAGGAAUAGGGUAACCUCCUAUAGGCGCCAAGAUUUGAGAUAUAAAAAGAUCAUCGAUAGAUAUAUCAAAUGCGAUGAAGAUAUGGAAGGACGGGAAACUCUACCCGUUUUUAGUUACUAGAAUAUGUGAUUGAUAACAUCUGAUACGUCGUUGAAGCAUAGCCUCGAUAGUUCCUAAAAUAUGAAAGUCAAAAGAGAGUAUUGUUUUAAUUUAUCCGCCAACCUUAGACA
This is a messenger RNA of Botrytis cinerea B05.10, 3209 nucleotides long. It is a transcript of the gene Bcslm5, whose product is annotated as Bcslm5. The transcript has 3 exons. Bases 149 to 1684 code for a protein of 511 amino acids. The record is from RefSeq and is a predicted model, not a curated record. NCBI's taxonomy places the organism in Eukaryota, Fungi, Ascomycota, Leotiomycetes, Helotiales, Sclerotiniaceae. Gene Ontology annotation, molecular function: asparagine-tRNA ligase activity; ATP binding; nucleic acid binding. Gene Ontology annotation, cellular component: mitochondrion. Gene Ontology annotation, biological process: asparaginyl-tRNA aminoacylation.